GGCAGCACCGGCGGGGCGGGGCGGCUGCGCGGCCAUUCCCGGGGAUGUGCGCGGCUCCCUCGAGAGAUGAUUCGCCUUGGACUAUAAAGUGUUUCAGGUGGCAGAAAUGGCAGAUCCCAUCCGCUGGGCCCGAUACCGCUGGCAGCGACUGAUAUCAACAGAGGGCAGAGAAUGCAGCAGCAACAAUUCAAGUAGCAAGUACUAUCAGCCAUCAAAAACUACUGGCAAACAUAGGAUAGUGAUACCCUGUUUGGGACAUUUUAAAGAAGAGUAUGAAAAAGUAUCAAAACUGUACAUGAAUAACAAAAUACGGACUACUAGGUAUACUUUAUUGAAUUUUUUACCACGGAAUUUAUUUGAACAGUUUCACAGAGUUGCCAAUUUAUAUUUCCUCUUUCUGGUUGUCCUAAAUUGGGUUCCUCUAGUUGAAGCUUUCCAAAAAGAAAUUACAAUGCUACCUCUGAUAGGGGUUCUGACAAUUAUUGCAGUGAAGGAUGGUCUGGAAGAUUAUUCAAGGUACAAAAUGGAUAAACAGAUAAACAACUUAGUAACCAAAGUAUAUAGCAGGAAAGAGAAGAAAUACAUAGAUGAGUGCUGGAAAAAUGUCAAUGUUGGGGACUUUGUCCGGCUUUCACGCAAUGAAAUCAUUCCUGCUGACAUGGUGCUGUUAUAUUCUAGUGACCCAGAUGGGAUCUGUUACAUUGAAACUGCAGGCCUUGAUGGAGAAACCAAUCUAAAGCAGAGACAGGUGGUGAGAGGAUAUUCAGAGCAGGUCUCUGAAAUUGAUCCAGAAGAAUUUUCCAGUAGAAUAGAGUGUGAAAGUCCUAACAAUGACCUCAAUCGUUUCCGAGGCUUUCUUGAGCAUUCAAACAUGGAUCGAGUGGGUCUCAGCAAGGAAAACUUACUGCUCCGAGGAUGCACAGUAAGAAACACAGAAGCUGUGGUAGGCAUAGUGGUAUAUGCAGGUCAUGAAACCAAAGCUAUGCUGAAUAACAGCGGCCCUCACUACAAGCGCAGUAAAUUGGAAAGAAAAGUGAACACUGAUAUUGUUUGGUGUGUUCUGCUUCUACUUUUGAUGUGUUUAACUGGUGCAAUAGGUCAUGGAAUCUGGUUAAGUAGGUAUUCGGAAAUAUCUUUUUUUAACAUCCCCAGGCCAGAUGGGACAUCGAGUCCUCCAGCAUUAGCAGGCUUCUAUAUGUUCUGGACGAUGAUAAUUUUAUUACAGGUCUUGAUCCCUGUUUCUCUCUAUGUUUCAAUUGAAAUUGUCAAAUUGGGACAAAUUUAUUUAAUACAGAAUGACAUUGAUUUUUACCACGAGAAAACAGACUCAACUAUUCAGUGUCGAGCGCUAAAUAUUGCUGAAGACCUUGGCCAGAUUCAGUAUAUUUUCUCUGACAAGACUGGAACCCUCACUGAAAAUAAGAUGGUUUUUCGGAGAUGCAGCAUUGCAGGACAGGAGUAUUGCCAUGAGGAAAAUGCAAAGAGGUUGGAAUCCUAUCAAGAGAUGGAUUCAGAGGAUGAGGAUUCAGCUGAUUGUCAGUGUGGCUCUUCAACCCAUACAUCAAAAUGUCAGGGGCACAACUGCAGAGCUGUGUGUGAACCCUUGAACAGAAAGUCUCUGAACCAGUUGUCUGGUAGUUACUCUGCAUUCAAAAGGCAAGAUGAAGCAGGUGAUAUUCCCAACUCAGGACACAUGGCUUUCAGCAGUCCCAUUGAGACAGAUGUUGUACCAGACACACAGCUGCUGGAGAAGUUCAGUCAAAUUUCUUUUCAUUCCUAUCAACAAUCAGAAGAAGCUAGCAGCAAGUUAUCUUUGGAGACAACGUAUAUCACUGAUUUCUUUCUUGCUCUGGCAAUCUGUAAUACUGUUGUAGUGUCAGGCCCCAAUCAGACACGUCAGAAGAUGAGACUCUCUUCGCUGAGUAGGAUGCCUAUUAAAUCUCUUGAGGAAAUCAGGCAAAUGUUCCAGAGGUUUUCAGUCUGGAGACUAAGUUCUUCCCCCCUUCCAAGUGUAAAGGAAUCAUCAUCUGAAAGCCCCAAUAGUUUUGUGAGAAAACUGUCUAUUUUUAGAAUGAAACUGGCUUCACCUACUUUGGAUGGAGAUGCUCAGAGGAUUUCUGAACCUCACAAUACUGACAGCCCAGAAAAUUCUCAAGUGCCUGGAGAGCUACAUCUAGUGAAUGUUGCUGCUGGAGGUGAACCCAACCAUGCUGUGCCAUCCAUCGCAUUAUCUCCCAUACCAAAACUAUGUUAUGAAGCUGAGAGUCCAGAUGAAGCUGCCUUGGUUCAUGCUGCUAGGGCUUAUAAAUGUGUUUUACAGUCUAGGACUCCAGAUCAAGUAACUGUGGACUUUGCAGGUCUGGGCUCUUUAACAUUUCAGCUUUUGCAUAUCCUGCCUUUUGAUUCACUGCGGAAAAGGAUGUCAGUGGUGGUUCGGCAUCCAGUCUCCAACAAAGUGGUGGUGUACACAAAAGGUGCAGACUCAGUCAUGAUGGAUUUGUUGAGAAAUGCAUCUGAAGUACAUACUAAUAAUUCUGAAAUUGAAGAGAAGAUCAAAGAGAGAACUCAGCAGCAUUUGGAUGAUUAUGCCAGAAGAGGACUGCGCACUCUGUGUAUUGCUAAGAAGGUGAUGAGUGAUGCAGAAUAUGCAGAGUGGUUAAAUCAUCGUUUUUUAGCAGAAACCAGCAUUGACAAUAGGGAGGACCUGCUGCUUGAAUCUGCCAUGAGGCUUGAGACCAAACUAACUUUGCUUGGUGCCACUGGCAUUGAAGAUCGCCUGCAGGAGGGUGUUCCAGACACAAUAGAGGCAUUACGGAAAGCUGGAAUAAAAAUAUGGAUGUUGACAGGUGACAAGAGAGAGACAGCUGUUAACAUUGCCUGUGCUUGUAAACUGCUGGAACCAGAGGACAGAAUCUUCACUCUUAAAUCACAGACUAGGGAUGCCUGUGCCUUGGUAAUGAGCAAAAUUUUAGAAGACAUACAGAAGAAUGCUUCUGUCAAAAAAAACCACAGUGAGAAACUUGGAAAUAUCUCUGCAAGUCCCUCCACCCAACCUCAAGGGUUCAAUUCAGGCCUGGUUAUUGAUGGAAGGACUUUAGAACAUGUCCUUCAUGACAGCCUACAGAAUAUUUUCUUGGAACUCACAGAAAAAUGUCGGGCUGUAGUCUGUUGCCAAGCCACACCACUGCAGAAGAGUGUCCUGGUCAAACUGGUGCGAAGUAAGCUAAAGGCAAUGACAUUAGCUGUAGGUGAUGGUGCCAAUGAUGUCAGUAUGAUCCAGGUGGCUGACACUGGUGUGGGAAUAUCUGGCCAGGAAGGCAUGCAGGCUGUGAUGGCAAGUGACUUUGCAAUCUCUCAGUUUAGACACCUCAGGAAGCUGCUGCUUGUCCAUGGUCACUGGUGUUAUACCAGACUUACCAACAUGGUGCUUUACUUCUUCUACAAGAAUGUGACCUACGUGAAUCUCCUGUUUUGGUACCAGUUUUUCUGUGGGUUUUCAGGCACAUCAAUGACUGACUACUGGAUCUUGAUUCUUUUCAAUCUCCUUUUUACAUCGGUGCCACCCAUCAUUUAUGGUGUCUUGGACAAAGACGUAUCUCAAGAGAUACUCAUGGAACUUCCACAGCUUUACACAAUGAGCCAGAAAUCUGUGGCUUACUUGCCUUCAGCUUUCUGGAUAACCUUGCUGGAUGCUUUUUACCAAAGUCUCGUUUGCUUUUUUGUGCCUUACUUUACUUACUGUGGCUCAGACAUAGACAUUUUUUCUUUUGGAAACCCCAUAAACACGGCAGCACUCUUCAUAAUGCUGUUUCACCUUCUCAUUGAGUGCAAAUCUGUGACGUGGAUACAUACAGUAGUUAUAGUUGGCAGCAUCCUGUUUUACUUUGUGUUCACUCUGGCUAUUGGAGCAACCUGCAAAACCCACAGCCCACGACCAGAUUUUUACUGGACCAUGGAAAAGCACAUAGCAGACCCAGUAUUUUACUUAGUUUGCCUCCUGACUACUUGCAUUGCUCUGCUACCCAGAUAUUUGAUAAGAGUUCUCCAAGGAACACUGUUUCCAUCUCCGGUGUUGAGAGCCAAGUACCUUGUCAGACUGUCCCCCGAGGAGCAGAGCAAAGAAAUCAAGAGAUGGAAAGAUGAGUGCAAUGUGAAUUAUAGGGUGGAGCUCCAACCUACUUCUGUGCCUUCCAGCUCAGCUGCAGGUGCUGUAUCAGUGGAAAAAAGCACUGACAGUGUUUUGCUAGCAUCUAAAACACCUCUUCAGACCUGUUCAAGAGAUGGGUUAGUAAAGAACACCUCCUUCUUACCAGACAUUCAGGAUGAGUCUGGGAGUACAAGUGGCUUGAACUCUGAAAAGACUGAAUUUAUCAAAGGAAACUAACACAUUUACAUUUAGUGAUAAUAGUUCAUGUGCCAAAGACUCUAUGUGCUUAUAAAAAGGGCAGCAGCACUAUAUCUCUAGCACACAGAGCAGUUUUGAGUUCUGUUUUGUGUGAAGAAGAUGCUUUACUGUAUUUUACAAAGUUGGAAUGCUAACUGGUUAAAUGCAGGAGUAAUAACUGCUGAUUCAUGCCAUGCUGUGGUUUUGUUUUCUUCAGCCAAGGUAGAUGAUGAACACAUUUCCUUAAAAGCUUUUUUGUUUAUAAGACUUUCCCAUAAUUUAUUAAGAUGUUGAAGGUCUAAAUGUCUGGAUGAUUUUUUAUAUUUCUUCACAGAGUAGACUUUGCAUACUGCUUAUUUCUUGUAUGCAACAUUGCAUAACACCUCCUGGUGUUAUGGACAGUACAUUGCAUGAAUGUGGAUUUGCAGAAUCCAGUUCAGGUAAGUCAGCCUGCUCCCUUACACUGCUGCCCUAGAACCCUACCAUGCGCUGGGAUUCAUCAUUUGCUGAAGUAUGAAGUAAGCAACAGGGCUGGGAUGUGGUGUUACUGGUUGGCUUGUUUCAAGAUCUUUUAUUACAUGUUGUAGUGUAUGUAGACAGUAAUUUAUAUAACCACUGUGGUCCAGUUUGUUCACCAGGCUACUGUAUAGGCCAUCUCACUGCUGAACAAACACCAUUUUAAUCAUAAGAAAACCCAAAUGAGACACAUGUAACAUGUCUCCCUUGCCUUCUUCUUCACAUAAAGAGCAAAUCCUAAGUGCAGCCUUUUGUUUUCCAUGACAGUUCAUCCUCCUGGUGUAUCACUCCAUUUUGACUUCAUGUGCCAUUUCAUGUUGUCUGCCACCAAGAUGAACUGAUUUCCCACCUCACCCAAUUCAGAUGCUAACUGGCUGUCUUUUCUCUAAACUACCUCAUGCCUGUACUGCAAAAUUGUCUGCCAGCAGCAGUGAGGAGCUCCAGUCUGUCUUCAGGUCUUCCCUUACAAGUUGCAGCUUUUAGCUGGUAACAUCACUCUUCUUCACUCUCAGGUGCUUUUAAAUUCCUCCAGGCUUUUAUAAUAAUCAACUUAAGUGUCUGUAAAGGCUGCUCAGAAGAAGGCAUCAUGCAUUGCAUGUCUCACAUUUGACUGCUGUUGCUCAUCUGUUUCCAAGACAGAUGAGUCCUGCCCUCUGCCACUUCCCCACUGCUCACACGCCGUACAAAAAGUGGCUGAGGUGCAUGUGGCAACUUCUAGACUCCAGACUCUCUAAAAUAUUGCCUCCUUUUUACUUCCCUUCCCAAAAAGCUACAUGGACAAUUUAGAGAGGAGCUUAGGAAAUCUGUUUGUAUUCACUAGCACCUGUUGAAAUAAACACUUGCCUCAAACUGUAGCUGCUAAUGAAUUAUUAGUGCUGAGCCCGUUUUUUGGUUCUGUUACUUUCUUAAAGCUUCUGCUUUCAAAUUGCCAAGAUUUGUGUGUUUAUUUUCAGGCACCAUGUUUUGGACAAGGCCUCUGCUUUCUAAUUGAACCAUGAGCUUUUCAUAUCAAUGAUCAACAUUACAUAUUCCACAUCUUUUAAGAUCUCUGAAAGAAUUUAAACAAACUCUGUGAGGUCUGGACAGCUGCUGCUAUACAGGGCAGAUAUUGAGGGCAUGCUGAGUUCAUUCAAAUGCCAGUCACCACAUGUUACCAAAUGUUUAAAACAGUUCUGUGUUCAAAAGGUAGAAUGUAAUUAGGGCUGACUCUAUUCCUAGUGCUAGUGAGGAGAGAAAAAGAAAAUCUACUUUUUGUUUAGCCUGUAGAAGAAAACCUAGUGGAAGGAGAAAGUGAUGACAGCCAUUUCUGAAUUUUACUUUUUUUUUAGUUCAGUUCAACAUAUGACAAAAUGUUUUUGGUAUGUUCUAACAUAAAGUUAGUGGAGGCCUUUGAAGUGAUUGCAGACAUUCAAAUUGCAAGAGAUCAUGUUGGUUUGAGUUACUUUUUCAGAGAUUUAUCUGAAACAUCCUUCUUGCUGUGCUGGGGUGGGGCACCUUGCAAUGAAUGUAUUCCAGGUUUCCCAAGUGAAACAUCUCAGCUUACUGGACAAGAAAUGGGAGCUGCAAGGUUUCAAAACAGUCAGCAGGUUGUGCAGGGAGACAGGCUGGUACUGGGGCAGAAUCAUACAGGAAGAGAGUUCCUGGGAUGAAGUGAAAUCAUCUACUCUGCUCCACAGCCCCAAGGCAGGCUCAGCUCCACCUUGUCCUUCCUAGUGGAUGUUAUCCUGCUGUAAAGAGCUACAGAGAAACAGGCAGUACUUUCCUGCCCUUAAAGUCAAAUAUUGGUUUUGGUUACAUUAUCUGACUUGAAUGUUUCUACUGCACUUUAAAUCCACGGCCUCUCUGCACUUGUAGCCACUGAGAGGAGAUUGGUCCAUGCUUUACAAGUCUCUAACUCUAUGACUGAGGUAUGUUGAACUUUGAUGGAGGAGCUCCAGCACUUCCAAUGACCUGAGGGAGUGCAAGCCUCAGCUCUGUCCCCUCUGUCUCUGUUAAAAAGAGUCUGGGGACAACACCAGCCUGUGACCUGCCCUCUUGUUGCCUCUGUUGCAGAAGCAGAACCUACCAGCAGAUUUGACAGGUAGAUGAUCAUUUAGUGUCAGGAGUUUGCAUUUUUUUCCAUACAAAAGGUGCACGUAUUCAGAGUAAGAUCUUCCAAAGCCUUCUGACUAAGCCAUGGCAUCAAAAUAACUACAUGAAGAAACAUGAAUGGGAGUCAUCUGUAGGACCCUGAGACCAUGAUGCCUCUGGGACUUUUAAAUUGCUAUUAUGUGACUCUUUACAAGUCUCAGCACGCCAUUACUAACAGCUUAGUGCAGUGAGGCUUUCAGGACACUGUUCCUCUCUGCUGAGAUUGUAAGUGCUUUUGUACCACAUGAAAUAGUGAAAAAUAACAUGUAUGUGUGUGUGUGUGUUACAUAUUGGUAGUCCGUAUUACUUAAAACUCCUCUGCAGUCUGUGUUUUAUUAGAGGAUUUCAACAAGUAGUCUGGGUCAUAACAUAAUUAUCUGUUGGGUAAAACUUGUUUUGGGGGUUAGUUUUUUGGUUUUUUUUUUUUGCUUGAUUGUUAGUCUUUUUGGUUUUGAGGUUGGGUUUGUUGGGGUUUUUUUUUUGUGGUGAACAAACAGCAGAAAUAGCUGAAGGCAUUUGCUGUGAUUACUUACUGUCUUUUACUGAAGAGGAAAUGAGGGUCGUGAGUCUUCAAUGAAAGCUUUAAAAUAUUAAUUGGCCAUAACUAAAGUAGUGCCAAAUGAAGGGUGGAAACUCCCUGUGCUUUCCAGAACUUCAAUGUUCCCUUUAUUAUUUUUUUUAGCACUGAAAACGUCAUAGUCACCUGCUUGCUUCUGCACUUAGGCACAGCAUGAUCUGACUUUUCCAUUUUGAAAAUAAGCUUUUUAAGAGCAUCUCACAGGCCCCUUCCACAUGUCAUGAAAGGAAGCACAGCAUUUACACUUCUUUGAUUUUAAAACAAACCAAAACAACCACCUUCAGCUGCCCCAGACUUUGCAGCUACAUCUAUAACAGUCUUAACUCUGAUUUUGAUGUUCAGUGUUUGAUUUACAGAAGAAAGGACAUGUUUUAAAUUUUUUGCUUUCACAGCAACCACACCUGUGCUAAACAUUUGCAGGUGGCAGUCAGCCACAGCCUUUGCUGAGUAUUUUGGCAGCACAGUGAGCUUUGGUGUGUACCUGGGGCACAGUUUGAGCUGAUGUUUAGCCCAAGCUGUUUUUUCCACAGCCCCACUGGCCGCAGCACAAGGCUGAGGACUGCCUGAGGACCAGCUAAAGCAGAGAACCCACUGCUCCCACUGGCCCUGGCUCUUGGCCAAGGCUAAUGGGCAACUUUUUAUUAUUUGUUCCUGUUUUAUUCUGAUUAUGCUACUUUGCCCUCAUGCUCCUGGCUUCCUUAUUGCAGUGGAAAGGUAAAUUUUAGCUGUUUUAAGCUUCUGUCAGCUUAUUAUUUUGAUUUCAGCAUGUGUACAUGUUGUUAAAACUCUGUGUACAACUUAUAAGAGAUUUUUUUAUUUAAAACUAAUUGCAUUCCAGAGCAAAAUUGUAGAACAAAAUGUGUUCAGAUUGCAGAUUUGAUUGCAGCUUUAGUUUUUCAGAUUUCUAAGCUCAGAGUAGUUGAUGGCAGCAGUAUUCAUAGUAGUAUUCUGUAUUGGAAGCAUACACACAGAAAAAACUAAAAGUUGUACAGUAGUAGUAGUGCCAGAAUCUCCACAAGUAUUGCAGUACUAACAGGG
Molecule: messenger RNA, 8645 nt
Organism: Passer domesticus (house sparrow)
Lineage: Eukaryota; Metazoa; Chordata; Aves; Passeriformes; Passeridae
Gene: ATP10D
Product: ATPase phospholipid transporting 10D (putative)
Exons: 23
Coding region: 107-4384 (1425 amino acids)
Biological process (GO): phospholipid translocation
Cellular component (GO): plasma membrane
Molecular function (GO): ATP binding; magnesium ion binding; ATPase-coupled intramembrane lipid carrier activity
Source: RefSeq, a predicted model, not a curated record